AUGGCAGCACACAAAGAUGUCGCUUUCUCCAGGGUCGGCAUGCUCGGAGUCGGCAGCAUGGGCUCCAUGACGACGCUGCUCAUGGUCGAGGAGGGGUGCCACAUCUUCUUCUUCGAUCCCAGCGAAGAAAAUAUAAAGACACUUGACAAGCAGGAGCACGAGCUUCAGCUGCACGAAAAGAUCACCCGGUGCAAUAGCUACAGCGAGGUCUGCGAGAAGAUUAACGACGAGGGGAAGCCUCGCGUGUUUAUCCUAAGCACGCUGCACGGCGGGCCCGCCGACAAGUGCGUCAACAGCGUGCAGCCGCCGCUCGAAAAGGGGGAUAUUAUCAUCGACCGCGGCAAUGAGCACUGGACGAACACGGAGCGGAGGCAGGCCAAACUUGAUGCGUUCGGAGGCCCUGGAGAAAGUGAUUCCAUUCUGAGGACGAUUGCAGCACAGGACAAGAACAGGAAGCCGUGCACUGUCGAGGUUGAACCAGGCGGUAACGGACACUACGUCAAGAUGGUUGUUGCUGAGGUCAGGAUGCUCUUCACCAACGGCCUUGGUCUCCCGGAAGACGACGUCUCACAGACCUUCAAGAAGUGGAAUGCUGAAGGCCCCUUGCACGAUUGCUUUUUAGUUGCAAUCGGCGUCGAGAUCGAGCAGUUCAAGGGCAAGGAAGGGCAGUACGUGCUCGCAUCCGUGCGAGACAAGGUUGCCCAGGAUGUGGACGAGGAAGAAGGAAUAGGCACAUGA
Molecule: messenger RNA, 738 nt
Organism: Microdochium trichocladiopsis
Lineage: Eukaryota; Fungi; Ascomycota; Sordariomycetes; Xylariales; Microdochiaceae
Exons: 3
Coding region: 1-738 (245 amino acids)
Biological process (GO): pentose-phosphate shunt, oxidative branch; pentose-phosphate shunt
Cellular component (GO): cytosol
Molecular function (GO): phosphogluconate dehydrogenase (decarboxylating) activity; NADP binding
Source: RefSeq, a predicted model, not a curated record